Sitophilus oryzae (rice weevil) is the source of this 5221-nucleotide messenger RNA. RefSeq names its product cytosolic carboxypeptidase-like protein 5. Gene Ontology annotation, biological process: protein deglutamylation; proteolysis. Gene Ontology annotation, molecular function: zinc ion binding; metallocarboxypeptidase activity. The transcript is spliced from 10 exons. NCBI's taxonomy places the organism in Eukaryota, Metazoa, Arthropoda, Insecta, Coleoptera, Curculionidae. The coding region runs from base 208 to 2790 and encodes 860 amino acids. The record is from RefSeq and is a predicted model, not a curated record.
AAUUUAGAAUGUAGUUUUCCUGCCAAUAUUUUAGAAAUUUGAUUAAAAAUAAAUUAGAAUCAAAAUGGCCGUGCCUGACAAACACUGACGCAAUCGCGAUGACAAGAUGAAAGUAUUUUUUUGUGUUUUGUAAAGAAGUUUUUGUCAAUUUAAAAACAAGGCGAUAUCUCCUAUUGAGUAUGUGCAAUAAUAUAUUUUAAUCAAGUUAUGGACGGUAUCCAUUGCUCCCAAUUUGUGUUCUAUAAUGACUUUGAUUCAGCUAAUCUGUCAAAAGUUGAACUCGUUCCACAAAAUGAAUCUGCCGUUUGUAAACAAAGCUCAAACAAUAAGUUACUGACAAUAGAAUUAGUAGAUGCAGAAUUUAAUAUAUGGACCAAACCCGAUUGUUACGGGACUGAAUUCGAAAAUGGGAACAGAACAUGGUUUUAUUUUUCUAUUAAAGCUCCUAGACCUGGUCUAUUGGUUCGACUUAACUUAGUAGACUUAAAUAGACAGGGAAAAAUGUAUAGUCAAGGCAUGGCCCCAGUAUUCAGAGUGUUGCCAGGUAAACCUAAAUGGGAAAGAAUCCAAGAUAAGCCUGUAUAUAAUUUAGUUGAAGAUAUUUUUACGUUAUCUUUUAAAUUCCGUACUCCAGAGAAUGCAGACAGUUGUACAUACUUUGCUUUUACAUAUCCAUUCUCAUAUACUGAUCUCCAAAAAAUGCUUGUAAAUAUUGAUAGUAAAUAUUUUACCAUACAACCAACAUGUGAGGACGAUAUUUAUUAUGUGCAUGAAACGGUUUGUGAAUCUUUAGAAGGUAGGAAUAUUGACUUAAUAACCAUAACCUCAUAUCAUGGAAUAACAAUGGAAAGAGAGGAGAGAUUGAAGAAUUUGUUUAUGGAUAAAACUGUUCCAAGGCCCCAUAAGUUUGUUGGUAAAAAGGUUAUAUUCAUGUCGGCAAGGGUACAUCCUGGUGAAACUCCAUCUUCCUUUGUCUUUAAUGGUUUCUUGAAUAUGCUGUUAAAUCGGGACGAUCUUCAGGCUCAGUAUUUGAGAAAAUUGUAUGUGUUCAAACUUAUUCCCUUUCUUAACCCGGACGGGGUGGCUAGGGGACACUAUAGAACUGAUACGAAAGGAGUGAACUUGAAUAGGAUCUAUUUGAAUCCUGAUUUCGAUGAGCAUCCUUCGAUUUAUGCUGCUAGAGCUUUAAUUAGGUAUUACCACUUCGGCGCGGAGAAAGAGGACAAGAUCAUCAAAUGCGACAACUGCCAGAAGCAGCCGCCCAUCGCCCCCGCCGGCGAAAACGACAACGUGAACCGCCUCUCCACCAUGUCGCUGAGCGAAGGCGAGGAUCCCGGCGGAGCCGCGCCCAACCCUCCUCCGGCGAGCACCUGGUGCACCAAGUGUAAGGCCAGCAUCGUGCAGCUGGAAAAAACGAUGCCGGGCAUCUCCACACUCGUACCCACUUUUAAUCUAGCGUCUCGUCAUUCCGCAGGGCACAACUUCUGCAGGCAGUGCGGCUGCAAGCUGAUCCCGUCGGAGAGCAAGGCCGAGAUCAAGUUCGAGAACGUGGCGGGGGACGUGAAUCGGAACGAGUCCGGACUGUUCCUGUACCUGGACAUGCACGGGCACGCCUCCAAGAAGGGGAUCUUUAUGUACGGCAACCAUUUCGACGAUUUGGAAAGGAGGGUGGAGUGUAUGCUGUUGCCGAAGCUGAUGGGGCUCAACAAUCACCACUUUCAUUUUCAGGCGUGCAAUUUUACGGAGAGGAACAUGUAUCUCAGGGAUAAGCGUGACGGCAUGAGCAGGGCAGGAUCAGGCAGAGUGGCUGUGCUGUCCAUUACGGGUAUUAUAAAGAGUUACACUCUGGAGUGCAAUUACAAUACCGGUAGGUUCGUAAACGUGCUGCCACCUACCGUCAAAGAAUCGGCCAAUAAAGUGCACACGUUACCGGUACCGCCAAAAUAUACACCGCAAAUUUUCGAAGAGGCCGGAAAGUCGCUGGGAGCGUCCAUUUUAGACCUCACAGGCCAGAACCCUUUUUCCCGACUGCCCAACUCCGAGUUCCACAAUCUGGGCGGUUUGAGGGAUUGGCUCAGGAACAGCUGUUGCAACAACAGCUUCGGCGAGGGCAAGCCGAAAAUGACGCGCAUCAGACCGUCGGCCGCCGGCCACACGGCGCCGCAAACUCAGGCCAAGCUCAAGGUCCGGCCCCAAGCGUCCAAGGCCAUCGCCAAGAAGGCCGUGCCCGUCGAGCGCAAGGAGAACCAGCCCAGCUGCUCCUCGUCAAGGUCAUCUGUCAAGCUCAACCGACCGUUCAAGGCCAAGAGUCGCAAGGAUCUGACGUAUAAGGCGAAGAAUCUGGCGGAGAAACGGCCUAGGGUCGUGCAGAGGCCGUGUAAGAAACUUCAGGAGCCUAAACCAGUCGAGAGCGCUUCCUCGGAGCUCCAUCUAAGGGAGAUUUGCUUUAUUAAGAGUACAGAGGGGGGUAAGACGAUGAUAGCGAAGUAUAAGAACAAGGAAGGGGAAGAGUUCGAUGACAGCUUGGUAGUGUCAUGGGAUGCACCUUCCUCAAAAGCUACAGUGUUUUCGCACAAAACCAGGGCUUCUUCCGCGCCACAUUACUCGAUGGUUGGAUCGUCUUCCGAGCCUGGGCCCAGCAAGCCCCAGCAGGGGGUGUUUCGGGUGCACAAUUUUGCGAAGACUUGCUCCAAAGUGAAGUUGAAGAAGCAGGCUUUGAGGAGGUUGAGCAGCGCUACGGAAUUGGGGAAGAUGGAGAGGAAGAAGAAGAAGAAAUUGAGGGUUAAGUAGGGGGAUGUGGUUGGGUAACGUUUUGAGGCUUGUUUCUAAAUUGUUGAGUGAUUGGAGGAAAAGAGAAUAGAAAAUGUUUUGGGUUGUUUUGUUGUUGGGAAAUUUCAAAAUUUGUAGAUAGAACAGGUAGACCUGCAUUUAACAGAUCAUCAGUUAUAUUCAUAUUAGUCUGGUUGCUAGCCUACAUGUCUGUUUAAUCAUUGAAAUAUUUUUGUUAUUCUUCGUGUUGUUAAAUUAUGAUGAGAUUAUGAUUUUUUUCCUCUGCGAAAAUUUUCGAAAACUGGUGUUUUUUUUUUGGAAUCAUGAUAUUGACGACUUUUCGUCCUACUGGGAAAUUGGAAAAUGGGGUUUCAAAUAUUUUAUUCGUUAAAUCCUGGAAAAAAAAUCAGCUUUAUUAAAAUUGAGCUGAUUUUUUUAGGAUUUGCUGAUUAAAUUAUUUGAAAAACAGGUAACUUAUCUGAUAAAAUAAAUUUUCCAAUUUAUUUUUUUCAGUAGGGUGAAUCAAAAUCAUUGAUUAUCAUGACUACAAAUGACAGAAAGAGAUGAAACGUAUUAACCAACACAGAAAGGCACAAAAGCAUUUUAAUGUCACCCACAUAGCCCUCAGCCUAUAUAUUUUUAUUUGAGAACGGUCAUUUACGAUCAGUUAUAAAAUCCUACGUUUUCAGACUAUUUUGUUUCAAAAAUUUCAACAAAAACCACUGCUUUACUGCCUUUCUUUGAAAAUUUUCAGUGACAUUUUGAGUUUUUGUUGAAUCGUUAAGUACUUACCAACAGGAAACCAAAAAUAAUUCCUAAAAUAUAUACUUAUUUUUUUUGAAAACUAUUUUCUUUAUAUUGUAGUUUGACGUUUAACAAGCAUUUAACAUAAAUGAUACUAUUAUUAUCAAAAACUUCAGCAACCAGACAGUAAAAUUCGAACUAAACUUCAUAAACUGUUAUCUUUCUAUGCUUAUUUGACGUAUUUUUCUACAACCACAUAUAUGUCAACUGAUUUUGAAUUCAGUAAAUUCUGAUAAUAGCUGGCCAAUUAUAGUCAGCAAUUGGCUGGACUAUUAAGGAUCUAAGAUAAGAUAAUAUGUAUGAAUUAAAUUUAAAUUCAUGUUUACAGACUAAUUUUUACAACCACAUAUGUAAUAACUAUUUAAACAGGUUUAAAUAUGGUGGCUUUCAACUGAUUUUAAAUUCAGUAAAUUCUGAUGAUAGUUGGUCAAUUAUAAUCAGCAAUGGCUUGAAUAUUAAAGAUCUAAGAUACUAAGAUAACAUGUAUGAAUUAAAUCUAAAUUCAUAUUUAGAGACAACUAUAUUUUAAUUUUUUCUUGAUUUUUUUUGUUGAGGAUUUUAUUUUUUUGUUAAGAACAUGUUUUUUUACAUGAAAUAAAAAAAAAAAAAUUAAUUUGUUGCAGUAAACAUAACUCUCAACAAUUUCAAUUUCUUUUAUUAUGAUAUGAUCAAGUAAAUAAUACAUAGCUUGUCUAGCUCAUAACCGACAUUUCGAUAUUUUAUUUGAACUUAGUAGUUCAAAGGAAAUUUAGUACCUAUUGAGGACUAAACUUUUUUUUAUUUGAUCAUAUUAAUCAGAUAGAUUCUAAUUAUUUCAAAUUAUUUGAUUUUAAAAUUAAUUAAAUUGUUUAAACAGAUGUUUCAAUCACUUAAAUUUGUUCUGUAGUUGCACAUAAUAGAUUUGUAUCAAUCUUAAAAAUAAUAAACUAUAAUUAAAUUAUAAAUUUCAAUGAAACAAUGCCUCAAAACGAAAAAAAAAUAAAUUAUUACAAAAUUAAACAUAUAAUAUAUGUACAAGAUUUAUUAUUAACAAGUUAUAUUUAUAAAUAUAUGUUUUGUACUUCUAACUGGAAGUAAAAUUUUCGAGAUACCUAACAUUUUUUUAUUCUUUUCUAGUGAUAUGGUUGCAAUUUGUUUUGUGUUGAUAUUAAUAUAUGAUCGAAUAAAAGUAGGUGUAAGUUGACUAUAAGAUAUUUAAAGGAUUUGUUCAGCGAUUGAACUACUAAAGUCACAUUUUUCGAUCAUAUGUUUUUCGAUCCCCUUUUUUUAAGCUUAAAAAAUAAAGUAAAAAUUGAAUUUCGCUAAAAAAAACUUAAUAUAUGUAUAGAGUAAAUAUAUCUAUAAUUAUUAAUUGUUGAUUUUUGUUUUAAUUGUAAAAUAACUUAAGUUAGCCUCUGAAAUAAUACAACAAAAACGAGCCAAACUAAGAUACUCCCCACUGAGAUAUUACAAAACAUAACUGAAAGUUAGAACUCAUUGUUUAUGAUAAAAUUUAAACAACUUAUGAUGGUUUUUGUGUAAUCUACGUGGGGUGUGUACAGCUAUGGUUGUUCAGCUUAAGAAACAGAAGAGUGAUAUAAUUUUGUGAUUUUUUUCCGCAGAUGUUUUAUUUUAUCUAAUUUACGAACAAAAUAAAUAUAUAACGUAA